Messenger RNA from Seriola dumerili (greater amberjack), 2477 nucleotides. RefSeq names its product kelch like family member 36 (gene klhl36). Lineage: Eukaryota; Metazoa; Chordata; Actinopteri; Carangiformes; Carangidae. Gene Ontology annotation, molecular function: cullin family protein binding. The record is from RefSeq and is a predicted model, not a curated record. The transcript has 9 exons. Bases 248 to 2116 code for a protein of 622 amino acids.
UUGUGCAGCUCUUUCUGUGCUCCAGGAAACUGUUCUUACAGGAAUAUGAGUCCGUAAGAAGAGACUAGAGAGAAAAGUUCUCAGGAUACGCUCCAGUUUGUGUCGUCGUUGAAAAGUCUUCAAAAACAGCAGCUGUUUGUCCCUGUGCUAAACUGCGUUAACAAGAGAUGCUGUUGACUCUAUCACCGUGUAACCACAUGCCUUCCUAUCCACCAAACGUUCAAAUAUGAUUCCUGCCUGAAAGGACAUGAUGGACAAUGGCAAACAGAGCCGGGUGUGUCGGCCUCAGCGGAUAAGUGAAUCGUCCAAGGUGUUCCGAUGGGUGGACCAAGCUGCGGAGGUGUUGCAGGGCCUCAACGAGCAGCGGCAGCACAGCCAGUUCUGUGAUGUGGUGCUGGUGGCCAAUGAGCUGCGGGUCCCCGCUCACCGAGCCCUGCUGGCCAUCUCCAGCCCGUACUUCCACGCUAUGUUCACCUUGGGCAUGAGGGAGGAGCGCCAGCAGGAGGUGGAGCUGGUUGGGAUGUCCUACAUCGGUCUGAAGGCUGUGGUGGACUUCUUGUACAGUGGAGAGCUGCCAUUGGAUGGAGGAAACAUUGACUACGUGUUGGAAGCUGCCCACCUUCUGCAGGUGUGGCAAGUGGUGGAUUUCUGCUGCCAGUACCUGGAGCGGGAGGUGAGUGAGGACAACUACCUGUACCUGCAGGAACUGGCUCUGCUCUACAGCCUUGAGCGACUGGACGCCUUCAUCGACCACUUCAUCCUCACACGCUUCGCCGCACUCUCGUUCACCACAGAUUUUCUUCACAACAUUCCUUUACACAAACUCUCCUCCUACCUCUCUAGUGGCCAGGUUCAGCAUGAGAGCGAGCAGGCACUUUUCCAGGCCACCAUGCAGUGGCUCAGCCAGACGCCCGAGCGGACGGCCCACGCCAGACAGCUCCUCUCGCACAUUCGCUUCCCUCUGAUGCCGCCGGUGGACCUAGUGGGCCAGGCGCUUCCUGCGGUGCGGGCCCUGCUGCCGGAGGAGGCCGGCUGUGAGGCCCUGGUGGAGGAAGCUCUUGAGUACCACACCAGUGCCAGCGCGCAGCCGCUCCUGCAGACAGGACGCACCAUGCUGAGGGGAGGAGUAGAGCAGCUGCUGCUGAUUGGAGGAGAGGUAUCGGAAUUUGGAGAGGAGCUGAGCGCCAAUGUUUGUCGGCUGGACGGAGAAACAGGAAGCUGGGAGGUGGAGACGGAGCUGCCGGCCCAGCGGAGCCACCACUGCCUGGCAGUACUGGGGGGCUUUAUCUUCGCUGCGGGCGGCAGCUCGUCCAGGGACAACGGCGGAGACGCUGCCUGUAACCUGCUGUACAGAUACGACCCCCGCCACAACCAGUGGACCAGGGGUGCUCCAAUGAACCAGCGGCGAGUGGAUUUUUACCUGGGGGCAGUGGGAGAGUGUCUGAUCGCCGUGGGUGGGAGGAACGACACUGGAGCUUUGUCCUCUGUGGAGGUUUAUUGCCCCGCUGAGGACUGCUGGUCCUACGUGGCAGGACUUCCCAGGUUUACUUACGGCCAUGCGGGGACGGUCCACCAUGGUGAGGUCUACAUCUCAGGUGGCCAUGACUACCAGAUCGGCCCAUACCGCCGAGAUGUUCUCAGUUAUGAUCCAUUACGGGACGGUGAUGUAUGGGUGGAGCGCCAGGCCAUGUCUCUGGCCCGAGGCUGGCACUGCAUGGCCUCCCUCAACCACCUCAUCUACGCCAUCGGGGGCAGCGACGACCACGAGGACACCACCGAGCGCUUCGACAUCCUGCAGGUCGAGUCCUACGAACCACACAGCAGCCAGUGGACCCGGGUGGCGGCGCUGCUGCUGCCCAACAGCGAGGCGGGGCUUGCGGUCUGGGCAGGGAAGAUCUACGUGCUCGGGGGCUACAGCUGGGAGAACAUGGCCUUCUCCAGAGCCACGCAGGUGUAUGACCCCAACAAAGGUUCUUGGUCCAGAGGGCCUGACUUGCCAAAACGUAUCGCAGGGGCCUCAGCAUGCGUGUGCACUGUAAAGCCCUCAGCGUCAUCACCCUCUCCAGAGAAGAAGAAGGUGGGACAAAGAAAGAAAGGAAGAUCACACCCCAUGUAACAACAGUCAUGAAGGAGCGUCCCUCUGUCCUGAGCGACUGAACUACAGCCUCAGACUCUUCUAACAAGAGAUAAACAUUUUGUUACGUCCCCCACACAAGUGUCAGAGUCAUUUUCCUGCAGCUUCACAAUAAUAGAGAGGAAGAGCAAUAAUGCUAACCACUGGAUUAAAAAUGAAAGUUCCUUUGGUAAAUACCUGAUAAAUGUGUGUUAACAAAUACUACAUCACAUGUUGGACAGUGUGUGUCAUUUCUGUGUCUGUGGGAGACAUAACAGUAUUCAGGCACCUGUCUGUCUAUUUAAAGUCAGGAGCUUGUAGAAACUCAAGAGACUGGUUGGUGGGUUAAUAUUAAGUGUAAACC